Molecule: messenger RNA, 1748 nt
Organism: Ochotona curzoniae (black-lipped pika)
Lineage: Eukaryota; Metazoa; Chordata; Mammalia; Lagomorpha; Ochotonidae
Gene: ZNF830
Product: zinc finger protein 830
Exons: 1
Coding region: 15-1082 (355 amino acids)
Biological process (GO): mitotic DNA damage checkpoint signaling; mitotic DNA replication checkpoint signaling; nuclear DNA replication
Cellular component (GO): nucleus; spliceosomal complex
Molecular function (GO): zinc ion binding; nucleic acid binding
Source: RefSeq, a predicted model, not a curated record
GUCUGGUCGCCAACAUGGCGUCCUCCGCCCCCGGCCGGGCUCCGGCGGGCAAGCGAGUGGUCAACCAGGACGAGCUGCGGCGGCUGAUGAAGGAGAAACAGCGUCAGAGCACUAACCGGAAGCGGAUAGAGUCUCCUUUCGCCAAGUAUAACCGUUUGGGGCAGCUGAGCUGUGCCCUGUGCAACACUCCGGUCAAGAGCGAGCUCCUGUGGCAGACUCACGUCCUGGGCAAGCAGCACCGAGAGAGAGUGGCCAAGCUGAAAGGCGCCAAGGAGGCCACGCAGAGCCCGUCUGCCAAGAGGAAGGCGCCGGACGCGGACAGCCCCGACGUCAAGAGGGCGAGGGCGACAUCGGGACCCCAGGUACAGCCCUCCACCUCGGCUCUGCCUGACAGUGAGACCGCGGGAGGGCCUCCCAAAAGGCUUUCGGGGCUCGGUUUACUCCCCGAUUACGAGGACGAGGAGGAAGAGGAGGAGGAGGACGGAGUACCAGAAGGAAAGGGGAGGGACCCUAGCAAGCAGACCCCCGACGCGCAGGGUCUAGAACCUUCCUCGCGAGAGGCAGCGAGUAGUGUGCGGCCAAAGGAUGCCUUUCAUGCGAAUCCUCCUAAGACCCCCUUAGUUCCUCACUCGGGGUCCAUCGAGAAAGCAGAAAUACAGGAGAAAGUGGUGGAAAGGCGAGAGAACACCGCCGAAGCGUUACCGGAAGGUUUCUUUGACGACCCAGAGGUCGAUGCCAAAGUACGAAAAGUGGACGCCCCGAAGGACCAGAUGGACAAAGAGUGGGACGAAUUCCAAAAAGCCAUGCGGCAGGUCAACACGAUCUCCGAGGCCAUCGUGGCCGAAGAGGAUGAGGAGGGACGGUUGGACCGCCAGAUCGGGGAGAUCGAUGAGCAAAUCGAGUGUUACCGUCGGGUGGAAAAGCUGCGGAAUCGCCAGGAUGAAAUCAAAAAUAAGCUUAAAGAAGUUCUGACCAUCAAAGAACUGCAGAAAAAGGAAGAGGAGAACGCUGACAGCGAUGAUGAGGGGGAGUUGCAAGACCUGUUGUCUCAGGAUUGGCGGGUGAAGGGGGCUUUGUUGUAAGGCUCAGGAAGGAUGCAAGCAAGACGGCGGCGAGAGCAGUGGCAUGAAGAGCUGCACCUGUUACUUACCUGCAGCCUGGAGAUUCUGACACCCAACCGGGUUACUGAGAUAAACUGAGCCAGUGAACGGCAGCAUUUUGGGAAAGGUGUGAAAUAGUUUAGAAGACAAGUUGUUUUUUGUUACAUUUUUAAAGUUUAUAUACCAAAAUGCCAAUUUUUUUUCACACAUUUCCUAUUUAACUGUAUACUUUGGAGUUGUAUAUCUGUAAGUUGUACAUAGUUAAAUAUAUAUUUACUUAAGUAAUUUGUUUUGAAAUUUAUAAAUUAGUAGAGGUCAGAACAAGAGGCGAGCAUUUACACGGAUACUCAGUGCAUUUAGUAUGUAUUUCUUCUCUGACCCCUAAAUCAGACUCAGACAGUUGGUGCUCUCUGUUUUGUUUUUGCAAUACGAUUCAUAAACAUAAGUCAUUCUAGGUUGGUCAUUUCUCUAGCUGAGUUUUCUGCUUUCUAGACAUGCUUUAGAUUACAGAAGUGAAGAAUGUUUUUACUGUGAAGGGCUAUUUGAAUAUUUAUAUCGUUGACAGACCAUAUCGAAUUAACAGUUUAAAAAGAUGAGUCUGCUAGGGCCUGGCACGGUAGCCUAGUGGCUGAGGUCCUUGCCUUGCAU